UUUACCGUCCCAAUAAUCAAUACACGCCUACCAGCAAACCAAUACUGCAAUAGGUGUAUUGACUGCGCUAAUAUAAAACAUGGGGUUUGUGCGAAUAGAAAAUUAUUGAUUCGUUGGACAUAAAUAUUGAUAGUACACAUUGACUCUUAUUUCUUAAAAUACUCUUUUUGAAAUCGGAUAAAUUUAUAAGAUGAGUGGGAAGACAUUGGAAGAACUUGCGGAGGCUGUGGCAAACAUCAGGAGGAGCAAUCUGUCGGAGGCCAAGAGCUUCGCGAAGCCGCCACAGAUGAUGUUGGAUACAUUAACGGCAACCAUGCUUCUGCUAGGGGAAGUGAACCCGACAUGGGACACAAUCAAGUACAACAUGACAAGAGGAGACGGGAAAGGAUUGACUAACCUGGUGGUAGAAUACGACCCCAGCGAAGUUUCAGACGCUACAAAGACCAAGGCCAAGGACUUGCUUUCGAAACACACGCUGCAAGAUCUCAGGAAAUGUUCUGUCUUCACCGCAAUAGUGUUUGAAUGGGCCGUGGCAGCAGUUGACGCUUAGCUACAGCUUACUGUUUCCUAUCUAUAUGAUUAUAUUUCUUGUGUCAUGGAACUGGGUGUACACUGUGCCACAGGAAAUGACAGACUGGCGUGCUUGAGUAAGUUCGGAAACAACUACGUGAAACCUUGCGUGUUCAACAAGAGACUUACAUUUUGGACAACAUGUUUCGCCUAAUAUUUUAAGGAAUAGAAUGUUAUUCUAUUGGAUGCUUUGGUUGUUCUAGACGUGUAUAUAAUAUUAAACAAGAAAUAAAUGUAACCGCGAUAA
Dreissena polymorpha is the source of this 817-nucleotide messenger RNA. RefSeq lists its product as uncharacterized. The transcript is spliced from 5 exons. Lineage: Eukaryota; Metazoa; Mollusca; Bivalvia; Myida; Dreissenidae. The coding region runs from base 191 to 550 and encodes 119 amino acids. The record is from RefSeq and is a predicted model, not a curated record.